UAAAUUUCCAAAGUUUAAGUAAGUCCUUAAAUUUGUCCUAAACAUCAAUAUUCAUUAAAUAUGUUAAGGACUCAGUCAAAAGUCCAGUGAUUGCUCUAACAGCAUUUGAUCCCGUUAUCUUUUCUCGGGAUUUUCUCCAGACUUGUGAUGGCUACGAAGUCAAAACUCCAGUCACUCUCAGCACGCCGUUCCUCGCCGCGUAAUCGCUCCGGAGCUGCACCAGAACCCAUUUCCACACCGGCUACUUUCUCCAGAUUUGUGCCAAACCCCAACUCCACUCGUGGAACCGACAAGACUCCUCGAACGCCGUUCUCCGUCAAGGCCAACACACCCAUCGGCGUAACCUUAAAGUCCGUCUCUUUAUCAAACUGGUGGCUAACAAAGAAGGCAAACGAAAAGGGUCUGGGCGUUGCAGGAUUCGAAUCAAAAGGCGGGUCUGAAGUGAGGCUCUUCUCAUCAGCAACAAUCUCAACAAGACAUGACAGCACCACUCUCGAAACAUCUGAUGGCCUUACUGUCUCCAUCAGUGGAUUCAUCAACCGAUCUCGUUCUUUACAGAACGGGUUUUCACAAGAGGUUUGCAACCGUUUUCUCUUAGGGUUUCCGUAUCACUGGAAAGACUACACUGAAGAAGAAGAAGGGUUCGUGGAGGAGACAGAUCACGGGGUCUCAAUUGAUGAUAUUCCUGUGAAUAGGUUGCAAGAUGUUAUGUUUACUGCUUCUCCUCGCUUUCAAGAUAAGAUCUUGGGUGAUGCUGUUGACAGUUUAAGAGAUCUACUUCGUUCUAGUACUGAGAAACCAGACAAGGAGUGUCCGAAGCCAGAAAAGGAGUGUGAGAGGUCAGGCAAGGAAUGUGGGAAACCAAGAAUGGAUGAUGAGAUUGUUGAGGGAGUGAAGACUAGAGGGAUGCUUAGAAGGAGAGAAGAGGGUGAAGCUUCCAUUGGGGAAAGACUCCACAGAUCGGCCAGAAGAGAGAUCAAAAGAGGAAGGUGAAAACUUUCGACUGUUGUAACAUUGUUCUUUAACUCAGCUUUAGCCAUGUGUAUAAGCUAAUAGCUCUGUAACGCUUUUGGAUUGUAUUUUAUUACCCAAGGUAACAUUGUAAACAAGCCAAAAAUGUGAAAUUUCUUUAUUUAUUUAUGUAUUGGUCUUUAUCGUCCUUGUUGUUAUUUGUCAAAGGAAGUAUCCUAGAAAUGAGGUUUGAU
Eruca vesicaria subsp. sativa (arugula) is the source of this 1205-nucleotide messenger RNA. Lineage: Eukaryota; Viridiplantae; Streptophyta; Magnoliopsida; Brassicales; Brassicaceae. The record is from the annotation of a GenBank genome assembly.